CGAUUAUCAUUCGCGAUCGGGAACCCUUCAACGUAUUUUGCGAACUUCUGUUCGCACAUAACCCUGUUUGUCUGUAUUUUUUAAGAGCGAAUAUUGGGCAAUUGCCAAAGUAAAAAGUGUAUAAAAUGAGACGGCAUGUUCCAUUCGGCGCGACUUCUUAGCGUGCUGCUCAUUCUUUUGCCGCCGAUCGCGUUGUGCGAUGGCGCGGACUACAAACCUUACGAGAUCGACUGCAGUAACUUACGAAUGGGACAGUACCUCUGUCCUCAUCCCGAUUAUGAUUUCAUAGACCCGCAGACGCAGCAACCGCGCGGAUGCACCAAGGAGAAUAAGGCUAAAGUAUUGUGUUUAGCUGCAGAUGGCCUUAUAUGCACAGAAACAAAGAAUAAUACAUUCAAGAAGGAUAUACCUUGCAAGUGGACAAAUGGAUAUUCGUUUGAAACAUCAUUGUUGUUGUCAAUUUUCCUUGGAAUGUUUGGAGCGGAUCGAUUUUAUCUCGGAUAUCCUGCUCUAGGCUUACUCAAAUUGAGCACAUUGGGAUUUCUUUUCCUCGGCCAAUUCGCCGAUGUAAUAUUGAUAGCCACACAAGUUGUAGGACCAGCUGAUGGUUCGCACUAUGUGAUGCCAUAUUUUGGUGCCGGAAUUACCAUAAUAAGGAGCAACAAUUUUACGUACAAAGUGCCACAGUACGAUUGUUAAGAAAAAAAAUCAGCGAGCCAACGUAUGAAAACAGAGGACUCGAAAAAAAAAAAAAAGUAAAAGCAAUUGUAUAGCCUUUGUUUGUCUGUCGCGAGCAACGAUGUGCAAUCCUAGAUUUGUGAAUUCUGUUAAUAAAAAUUUAUAUAAAUAUUACUUGAGAUCUAAUCUCCGUAUUCUCUGUAUAUAAUAUAGAAUAACGUUAUUCUACACGUAUGGGGAGAAAAAUGGAAAAAAUGAAAGCGAAAAAAUCGAAAGAAUGAAAGAGAGAAAAAGAGAGAGAUAAGCUAAACAUUUAACUUCUAGAUAUACUUUUCAACAAAA
Messenger RNA from Pseudomyrmex gracilis, 1020 nucleotides. It is a transcript of the gene bisc, whose product is annotated as TM2 domain-containing protein CG10795. The coding region runs from base 136 to 699 and encodes 187 amino acids. The transcript has 3 exons. The record is from RefSeq and is a predicted model, not a curated record. Lineage: Eukaryota; Metazoa; Arthropoda; Insecta; Hymenoptera; Formicidae.